Scaptodrosophila lebanonensis is the source of this 2481-nucleotide messenger RNA. RefSeq names its product serine palmitoyltransferase 2 (gene lace). The coding region runs from base 63 to 1862 and encodes 599 amino acids. Gene Ontology annotation, molecular function: pyridoxal phosphate binding; serine C-palmitoyltransferase activity. The transcript is spliced from 4 exons. Lineage: Eukaryota; Metazoa; Arthropoda; Insecta; Diptera; Drosophilidae. Gene Ontology annotation, biological process: ceramide biosynthetic process; sphingosine biosynthetic process. The record is from RefSeq and is a predicted model, not a curated record. Gene Ontology annotation, cellular component: serine palmitoyltransferase complex.
GGCACGCUGUAUUUCGUCUGUAAUUGGCACACAGAAAUAAAAACUAAAUAAAAAUUUGAGCAAUGGGCAAUUUGGAAACCGAUGCCGCUGCUCCCUUCGAGCAGAGCUAUGCCACCACCAAUGGCAAUGGCAAGCCCGCCAACCCCGCCAUGGAGGAAGAGGAGGACCACGAGACGCUGAUGCAGCGCAAGUUCUCAGCGCCGGCAUACACGGAAAUAAAGACGAGAAAGAAUGCUGCCAAGGUUUCGUCCGCCCACAGACUUAAGAACAUCGCCAACGGUGGCUACCAUCCGGCCAAGCAGCUGCAUCUGAAUGGACACGCCAAGACGGCGGUUAGCGACAGAGAGUUCAAGUCUUCACAGGCCGAUGGGGUGCUGUCGCCGGAGCAGGAGCACUAUCAGAAGAGCUCCUUCGAGGAGGUGCCCCUGCACACUGCCUGCCUCACAUACCUGGGCUUCUAUCUGCUCAUGAUACUGGGCUACAUAAAUCAGCUGCUGUUCGUGCCCAAGGUGGCCAAGGAGAAGGGACGCGACGGCUAUGUGGCGCUCUACGAUGCCUUCGAGAGCUUCUAUUCGCGUUAUGUGUAUCGGCGAAUACGUGAUUGCUGGAAUCGGCCGAUUUGCAGUGUGCCCGGCGACGAGCUGACGCUGAAGGAUCGCGUGACGAACGAUUAUGGCUGGAGUUUUAAAUUUACGGGCACGCAAACACGUUGCCUUAAUUUGGGCUCAUACAAUUAUCUGGGCUUUGCCUCUUCAACGGGCACGUGUGCCGAUAAUUCGGAGGCAACGGCACGCCAGCUGGGCCUUGCGUAUUGCAGCUCGCGUUCUGAGCUCGGCGAGACGCAGCUGCUUGCCGACUUGGAGAGGCAAACGGCGCGCUACUUUGGGGUGGAGGAUGCCAUUGUCUUUGGAAUGGGCUUCGCCACAAACGCCCUGAACCUGCCCUCGUUACUCUCGCCCGGUUGUCUGGUGGUCAGCGAUGAGAAGAAUCAUGCCUCCAUUAUUCUGGGACUGCGUCUCUCCGGCGCCACCAUCAAGGUGUUCAAGCACAACAAUAUGCGAGAUCUGGACCGAGUGCUCCGCCAAGCAGUAGUUUACGGCAAUCCGAAGGCCGGUGGCAAACCCUGGAAGAAGAUAAUGAUCAUUGUGGAGGGCGUCUUCAGCAUGGAGGGAUCUAUUGUGCGUCUGCCCGAGGUCAUAGCGCUGAAGAAGAAAUACAAGGCCUACUUGUAUCUGGAUGAGGCGCACAGCGUGGGUGCGAUGGGACCGAAUGGCGGCGGUGUGACGGACUACUUUAGGGCGGAUGCCAAGGAUGUGGACAUACUAAUGGGUACAUUCACGAAGAGUUUUGGUAGUGCCGGUGGCUACAUAGCCGGCUCUAAGAAACUGAUUGACUUCCUGCGCGCCAACAGCCACGCCCACUGCUAUGCCAGCUCUAUUUCACCGCCCAUAGCGCAACAAAUCUACACUUCGAUGCGCAUCAUCAUGGGCGAGGAUGGCACAGACAUUGGUCGUCAGAAGAUUAAUCAGUUGGCUCGGAACGCGCGCUACUUCCGCAAGCGCUUGGCACAGAUUGGAGUGAUCACCUACGGCCAUGAGGACUCCCCAGUGGUGCCCAUGCUGGUCUAUUUGUUCUCCAAAAUUGGUGCCGUGGUGCGUACCUUGACAACUCGCCAUAUCGCUGUGGUGGGCGCCGGCUUUCCUGCCACGCCCAUUAUGGAGGGUCGCAUUCGAUUCUGUCUAUCGGCGGCGCACACUAAGGAGCAGCUCGACUACGCGCUCGAUGUUAUCGAUGAGAUAAGCGAUGAUUUUGGCUUGAAGUAUUCACGCAAACCCAAGGAUCUAAAUCCUAUCGAGUACUAGGGAACCCACAACAAUGCCUACACACACACACGCACAUACACAUAGAGCAUAGCUUUCUUCGAAGGUUAACAAGCAAACUGUGCGGCCCAUAUUUACGAAGAAAUGUGGUGCAUUGUUUGCUUAAAAUGUAUUUCCACUAAUUAAUUUAUUGAUGUACAAUUGGCCGAGCGCCUCGAGUCGUAAAUGUCGUAUUUUAGAGCUAAUACCUCAAUUUAUUAACUAAUCUUAAGCGUCGACCACAAAGUGAAUAUAAGAAUGAACAGUAAGCGGGGAGCUCUGCAAAUAACAACAAACAAACAAAUGCCUUCUCAGUUACGAGCUGUUGAGUUUGGAGUCUGUGUGUUCUACCAAAGCAACAACUACAAUCACCCCAACAAGUUACAGAAUAUUAUUAGAAUCUAAGCAUUUAUUUAAGUACUUCUUAGUGCAUAUUAUAAUGGAUAGUAUGAAGCAACGGUUUCUUGAAUUCCAAUUCCAACUAACCUUUAAAGAACUGUAAAUUUAGGAAUAGUUUUGAUUGCCUAUUUUGUCAUAUCAAUCACCAACUAUUACGUGACUAAAAGCGAACGAUAAAGUCGCAAUGAAUUAUAUUUUUAAAACAAUAAAAAUGUAGAAAAUA